Messenger RNA from Melampsora larici-populina 98AG31, 153 nucleotides. RefSeq lists its product as uncharacterized. Bases 1 to 153 code for a protein of 50 amino acids. The record is from RefSeq and is a predicted model, not a curated record. The transcript has a single exon. Gene Ontology annotation, molecular function: metal ion binding. NCBI's taxonomy places the organism in Eukaryota, Fungi, Basidiomycota, Pucciniomycetes, Pucciniales, Melampsoraceae.
AUGGCAUUCAAAUCAACUCAAAAAAGAACCACAGACCAAAUUGUAUUUGAAAUCAAAUCAUUAGGUGGGUCAUUCUUUGCUUCUUCAGGUUGCAAUAUGAUUGUUUAUCAGGCUGCUUCAUAUCCUUCAAAUUUACAUCAUCAUUCCCUGUGA